Messenger RNA from Lactuca sativa (garden lettuce), 483 nucleotides. Lineage: Eukaryota; Viridiplantae; Streptophyta; Magnoliopsida; Asterales; Asteraceae. The record is from RefSeq and is a predicted model, not a curated record.
UUGUUUGAAGACACAAAGAGGAAUGGCUGCCAUUAGAGAAGGAGAAAAUGAUGGUAUGGGCGUAAGUUUGAAGGAUUUGUCUAAGAAACUAGAAGACUUUGCAAAGGCUAGAGACUGGGAAAAAUAUCACACCCCCAGAAAUUUACUCCUUGCCAUGGUGGGUGAAGUGGGGGAGUUAUCAGAGAUAUUUCAAUGGAAGGGAGAGGUCGAAAAAGGGUUGGAAAGUUGGGAGGAAUCAGAGAAAGAGCAUCUGGGAGAGGAACUAUCAGAUGUACUCUUAUACCUUAUCAGAUUGGCCGAUAUAUGCGGUAUUGAUCUUGGCCAUGCUGCCCUCAAUAAAAUCCUCAAGAACGCUAUCAAAUAUCCUCCCAUUUCCUUAUAGUAAUUAAUCUCAAAUCAAGAUUAAUGAUAUCCCUUUUUUACUUCUGUUUUUGAUCCACAUUAGUAAUCUAUUUCAUCAAUAAAACAACACAAUUGCUUUCA